UAUAUGUUGAAGCAGCCUCUUUCAUUGUUUGGUGCUUUAUCCAUCUUUGUUUGACGACGAAUCCUGCAACUGCGCCGUUCCGGCUCUGCUAAUGUCAAUGGCUGAUUUGGAGGGCGUAGAAGGUUACAGGCCUUCUGCAGAAUAUGUGGAAGACAGUAAUGAAGCUCUCGUUGACUUGACUGACUCAACUGAACUUUUGUUUCUUAAGCUGCCUUCUUCCAAUGAUUUUUUAUCUGACAUAAAUGGACAGAAAUUGUUUCUCACACUUAAUAAUGGUGGUAAGCUAGCCAGCUUUGAGGGUUCAUCAGGUAAGGCAUAUGAUUUUGUAAACUUUUUUGCUCAGAAGCCAGAUGAAACAGUUUUUGUUUCCUCUACAGAACCAAAAAUUGCAAAGAUUUCAAUGCGAGUUUCAACCGUCCAUUACCCUGAUCCUAAAGAACUUGAGAACCUCAAUUCAAUCAACACAAGACAUGCACAUCGAAAUUCUUCUGGAAUCACGGGGACAACUUCAUCUCGGUACUUUCCUAUGCAGAGUGGUGGACGUGCAGCUUCAUCAAAAGGUAGCAGACAGAGAAGCUCCUUGUCUGGAGUUACUGAGCCAUCAAGUAUUUCAAAAAAAGGACACGAGUCUAAAUCUAAAUUCAACUUGUCCGAGUCCUCACAUGGUCACAGCACUGGCAUUUCCUCUAUGUCCGUAGACAAUUCUCAUGAAGGAAAACCAAAGAGAAGAAAACUUACGGAAUAAUGUUUCCUAUACCCGCCAUGGCCUUUAAUAGUGUAAUUUUUAAAAUUAACAUUCUCCCGGGCAACACUUUUAUGUUGCAAAAGGAUGAUAAAUUUUUGUAUUUUUCAAAUUGUCAUUUGCUUCGGUUGCAUAAUGUUCACUGAUUUAAAGACCCUUUCUUUUGGCCUCUUUUUGUGUACUGAAAGCGCUAUAUUAAUUCAGUUGUGUUCUUCCUAA
Molecule: messenger RNA, 961 nt
Organism: Vigna radiata var. radiata (mung bean)
Lineage: Eukaryota; Viridiplantae; Streptophyta; Magnoliopsida; Fabales; Fabaceae
Exons: 5
Coding region: 92-745 (217 amino acids)
Source: RefSeq, a predicted model, not a curated record